AUGAAGGAUUUUUUAGUAGCAGUUAUAAAGGCUCUUAGCGGCGCGGGUGGCGGCGGCGGCGCGAGGCCCCGGGUCCCAGCGCCCGGGCGCGGCGCUCCUUGCAGUCAGUCAGUCAGUCAGAGCUCGCAGCCGGGUGGCGCCGCGGCGGCCGGGCCAUGGAGCGAGCUCCUGCAGUGGAUCGACACCACCGCCUGCCUGGCAGCUGAGAAACAUGCUGGUGUUUCCUGUGUGACAGCAUCAGUGGAUGACAUACAGUUUGAAGAGACUGCAAGAGUUGGACAAAUCAUCAAUGUCAAAACAAAAGUAAACCGAGCAUUCAGUACUAGCAUGGAAGUUGGCAUCAGGGUUUCUGUACAGGAUAUCUUGUCUAAUGUUCAGAAACUCGUGUGUGUGGCUUAUGCUACUUAUGUAGCUAGACCAGUUGGUGCUGAAAAGGUUAAGAUUAAACCAGUAGAGCUUCAGUGUCCCCAGGAUCUUCUGGAGCACAGUCUGGCUACUGAGAGAAGAAAAAUCCGACUGGAUCAUGAACAUGUCUUUCAGAAUCUGUUGCUGGAGAGUAAAGUUGAAGAUAGUCAAAACAAUAAUUUUAGUGAUAAAGAGGAAGUUGCUGUUUCAACUGACCUCACCCGUGUGCAGAGCAUUGAACUUGUCUUGCCUCCUCACGCAAAUCAUCAUGAAAAUACAUUUGGUGGCCAGAUUAUGGCUUGGAUGGAGACAGUAGCUAGUAUUUCAGCAAGCCGCCUCUGCCGUUCAUAUCCCAUCUUGAAGUCAGUUGACAUGUUUAAAUUUCGGGGGCCCUCCACUGUUGGUGAUCGUCUUGUCUUCAAAGCAGUAGUUAACAAUACAUUUCAGAAAAGGGUUGAGGUUGGUGUUCGUGUUGAGGCCUACAACUGUGAGGAAUGGACAAAGGGCCAAGCCCGACAUAUUAACAGUGCUUUUCUCAUUUUUAAUGCUGUAAAUGAAAAAGGAGAACUCCUCACCUUCCCCCAGGUCAAACCCACUACAGAGGACGAUUUGAGGAGAUACCAUGGAGCUAUUGCACGCAGGAGAAUUCGACUAGCAAGAAAAUUCAUCCUCUCUGGCAAAAACGAUGAACCUUCUGAUCCCUGGGAUAGGAGCAAUCAGGCAUAUUUGAGUUACAGCAAUGUGGCAACACUAACAGUCCUGGCAACAAAACAUGGAUGGGAAAUCACCAAAACUCUACAUAAUAUAAAAAUAUUCACUCAUGAGGAGAGUGACAUCUUGUCAAUCAAAAUAGAAAUGCAAGUGGAGAUACCAUCAGAUCUAGCUUUCUUCCUUCUGUCUGACUUCAGACUCCGCCUGCGGUGGGACAAACAUUACUUAACUUGUGAGGUCAUAGAAGUUGUGAAUGAAGAUGAAAAAAUAUAUUACAUAACCUGUCCAUCAGUGGAUGGCAAUAAACCCAAAGAUUUUCUAGUCCUUGUGUCACGAAGACAGCCCUGUAAGCCUGGUGACCCUUAUGUAAUAGCUGUGAGGUCUGUGACCUUAAAAACGAUGCCACCUUCUCCCAGCCAUUGCAGAAGUGAAAUCCGAUGUGCAGGAUUCCAGAUAUAUAGUGAUGGUGACAACUCCUGUAUGGUGUCUUACUUUAACCAAGUGACAUCUGGUGUUCUGCCUUACUUUGCUGCAAAUCUCACUGGCUCAUCAAAAUCCAUUGAGGACACUGCUUCUGAGUGCAUCAGGUUCUUGGAGUCGGAAAGCAGCAAGAUUAACAGUACUUUGUUUUAAGUAAAAUCACAUGAGAGCUCUAAAUAAUAUCAGCAGACGUUUCUACAAUCCUGCAUGCACGCACGAUCAGUCUCAAUAUCUGCAUCUCUGUCAGAAUGAAAUAUUUACUUUGAGCUACACAGCUAAUUGAGGGCCUGAUGCUGAGGGUAACUGAGUUCUUGUAACUCCUAUUGGAUUGGUCUGAUUAAACUGUAAAUUCAGCUUUAUACAUUUAAAGGGAGUACAUUUUGGCUCUGGGGAUGCCUUCCACAGGUGUAGAACCCAGAAGGGCAGGACUCAACCGCAUAGGAUGUUAUAAAAUAGGAGAGAAUUUCACACUUACAAAUUCAUAUUAGACCUAAUGGAACUGAAUCAGUUCUUAUGACAGUAAAUGCAUACAUUUUUCAUGUAACAGGAAGCAUCAUAUUCUCUGGCCUGGCUGUCCACUACCUCACAUAUUGGUUUGGUAUUGACGUGUGUGAAAAAGUGAGUAUAAUCUGCUGCUCUUUUGACUACAUAGCCACUUUGCACACACAUAAAUACCUGCACAAGAUGCAGGGGAGUGGAGAAUCUGGUCCCAGAAGUAAAAAAUAUGAUACUGCAGAGGCAAAGAAGAGUGUAUUUAAGCUUGUCUUCUCCACUAAGAAUUACAGUUGCACUUUCCUCGCUAGCUCAUUAAUAGUGUGUAUUUACUUUAUCUAUUGUUCUUAAUAGAGUUUCAUAAAUUACUGUGCAGCUCCAGUCAGAGGGCUGUCAUGAUUUCUGCUACAAAUAUCUUUUUGGAAGGGUUUCAAACUCAGUUCCAAAAAUGUGUUCUGGACCAAAGUAAUUGUAAGAUGCUGGCCUCCUUCUAAUGCACUUUGAAGGCUAAUGAUGCAAAGUGUCAGAGCUUGGUACUAUUAUUAUUGUUAGAGCAUUGAAGAAGUGUGGAAAAAUAGUACACCAAGAAUUCAAGCCAAGUUAAAUUAUAGCUCAAAAAGAAUGCUGGUUUUAAAGGCCUCUUUUUUUGCACUGAUCUGUUUUGUUUAAAAAAUUAUUAUAAUUGCAGGUGAUCAAGGCAUAUAGUGACUAGUCUUUGGAUGAAUUUAAAUGGUAAAAAGCUAGGUCUCACAUCAGUGCCACCUAAGGACUGAUACUCCUGAUAUGAUGGAUUGGUUCAUUCUUGGUCCAGCUCCCUUUGAAGUCAAUGGCAAUAGUCUUACUGAUUUCAGUUGCAACUGGAUCAAGGCCAUGGUCAUAUAGUAAUAGGAUACCCCGUGCCUCCUUAUUUUAUGUGGUCUCUGGGAAUGCCCCCUUCAUGUAUGAGGUCCUAGACUUAGGUUUCACAAGGACAACCCCUACAGUACCAUGGAAGUAGGCGUUUUGUCUCCAGCCUCCUCAUUUAUUACUGUAGCUGUUUUACUUCCAUCAGCCUUUGCACUCCUGGCAGAGACUUCACCCUUUUGGGGAGUGAUGCUAGCACCAGGUUUUUGCUGUCAGUCCAGACAGUCUUCUCAAAGUAAGGUAGAAGUUAUCAGCCAAGUGGAACCCAGGCUUUAAAAGCCACUAGUAUAGCGUGGAAAAAGCAUUCAGUUUGGAGAAUAUGUUGUCAGAAGCACCUCUCUGCUUCCCCACAAACCACCUAGAUUCCACCCCACUUCUUCCCUAUGUCUCUGUGGUCUUUAAAGGCUGACACUAUAUUUGAAGGUGCUGCUGGGUCUGUACAUGGCUAUUUGCACACACCCCUUGUGGACAUGUACUGAUAUCCAUGGCCCAAAAAAGUCAGGGCACCCUGAGAGCCACAACUAACAGGUGUUGGACUGAGGAGGAGGAAGAGGCCUCUCCUACGUAUUUGUUCAGGGGACAUAGUCAGGAAGCUGAAGACCUACGUUCUAGACCCCUUCUCUCUCCCUGGCCCCCGCCCAGGCGGAGUUUGGAUCUGCACCUCUCUGACUUUUUAGGAAUUGAACUACAGGAUAGGCAUUAGCUAGGCCCUUCUCUGGUACUCAUUUUGUCGCUGGCUCCACCCAGGCAGCCAAGAGAGGGAGACCGAGGCACUGCAAUGCAGCUCCAUGACCAAGGCAGUCACACGGCACCUGGGGUAGUACUGGUUCCUGCCAUGCCAUGCCAUGAACAGCAGUAAGACCCGUUUUUGCAGCUCACCAUCCCCCUCUCAACACUUAAGCUUCUGGAGGGAGGGAUGUAGAAAAUAUUGAGGAUGAGGAAGAAGACAGUAAGUCAGAGACCAGUGAGAUGGCUUAGUGAGAUGGCUGCUUUCCCAGUGGAGAGGGAGGAUUUUGGGGUCUAAUGAGAUGGACGAAGGUUCCCAGUGAGGUGGAAACUUUCAUACCGCACUGUCAUGGGUCUACUUUUUCCAAUGACCAUUAAAAGCAAAGACAAGGAUUCAAGUUCAGCCCCUUUCUGGGCAAAAAAGGACCUUGUGUCCAGAUUGCUGGCUUGUGGGACAGAUGCUCUAAUCACUUAGCUGUUUGGGUAAAAUAUAAAUGCAUCUUCCUCCUCUAUUUUGUUUCCAGGCCUUGUUUCCAGGUACACAUAGAUGUUGUCAUCACCGUGUGCAGUUUUAAAAAUGCCAUUCACACAGCUCAAAAACUGCCACUUAGCCAAACAAGGGAAAUGGAAGGCCACCCUAGGCAGCUGGCACCUUAGGAUGGACUCCAGACCCAUGUCAGGUGCUCAGUUCCCCCAUGUGCAACCCAUGGGGACAGUUAGGACACAAAAUAAAGCGAGCAUGGCACACUAAAGUGCCUUCAGGCCUCAUCCAGCCGAAACAGCAUCUGCACAUGCGCUGCUACAAGGUUUUUACUCUGCAGCAGCAUAGUACUUGUAAAUAGUAAUAUACAAAUAUACAAGUAGUAAAUACAAGUACUAUGCUGCUGCAGAGUAAAUUAGUUUACUUCAACCUAAUAGGGAGGCAUGUGUAGUUGCGAGACGUUUACUAUGCAGCUAACUAUCCUACUGCACAGUCAACAUCCUGUGUAGAUGCGCCCAGUAUGUAUGUCACAUAUUUGUGUAUACCUCUAUGUAAUCAUUUGAACAACUGUGUUUUUUACAAAUGUACGUUUUACAAAUUAUUUACUGAAUAAAAAUCACUGAA
This is a messenger RNA of Alligator sinensis (Chinese alligator), 4822 nucleotides long. RefSeq names its product acyl-CoA thioesterase 12 (gene ACOT12). The record is from RefSeq and is a predicted model, not a curated record. Gene Ontology annotation, molecular function: acetyl-CoA hydrolase activity; lipid binding. Gene Ontology annotation, cellular component: extracellular exosome. The transcript is spliced from 16 exons. Lineage: Eukaryota; Metazoa; Chordata; Crocodylia; Alligatoridae. Bases 1 to 1749 code for a protein of 582 amino acids.